AUGGCGGACGCACUAAAAGCAGAGGGCAACAAGCUCUUCGCCGAGAAGAAGUUCGCGGAGUCCAUCGAGAAGUUCUCACAGGCCAUCGAACUCGACCCUACAAAUCACGUCCUCUACUCGAACCGAUCGGGCGCAUAUGCAUCUCUGAAAGACUGGAAAAAGGCACUUGAAGAUGCAAACAAAGUUACAGAGAUCAAGCCCGACUGGUCAAAGGGCUGGGGGCGAAAAGGAACUGCGCUACACGGCGAGGGUGAUUUAGUUGGUGCAUCAGACGCCUUUGACCAGGCACUCAAGCUCGAUCCCAACAACGCCCAAGCCAAGUCAGGUCUGGAAGCUGUAAAGCGUGCGAUCGACGCCGAGGCCAGUGCCGAUGGUGCAGGACUUGGUGGUAUGUUCAGCGAUCCAAACAUGAUCGCAAAGCUGGCCGCCAACCCAAAGACUGCGUCUCUGCUCGCUGAUCCAGAAUUCAUGGGCAAGCUUCAGAUGCUGCAAAAGAACCCAAACAUGGCAGGCCAGUUUAUGCAAGAUCCUCGCUUCCUGCAGGUCAUGAGCGUACUGCUAGGUAUUGACAUGUCUUUCGGUCAGCCACCAGAAGCCGGAGGUGCAGGUGGUGCAGGUGGUCAAGACGCAAGGGUAGAGGAAGAUGUCGAGAUGCCCGAUGUGCGCCCAGCACCUGAGCAGCCGAAGAAGGAGCCUGAGCCUGAGCCUGAACCCGAACACAUCGAAGAGACUGAAGAAGAGAAAGCUGCGAAGCAGGCCAAGGCCGAAGCCGAUGAACUGAAGAAGAAGGGUACAGAAUUCUACAAGAAGCGACAGUUUGACGAGGCCAUUGAAAACUACAACAAGGCAUGGGAAACUCACAAGGACAUCACAUACAAGACCAACUUGGGAGCAGCCUAUUUCGAAAAGGGUGAUUACGAGUCCUGCAUCAAGGCCUGUCAAGAGGCUGUUGAGUAUGGUCGAGAAAUCCUCGCAGACUUUAAGAUCAUUGCAAAGGCAUUUGCACGUAUUGGUACCGCUUACGAGAGAAUGGGCGAUCUCAGCAAUGCAGUCCUCUACUACCAAAAGGCGCAGACCGAACACCGUACACCCGAGGUGCUUGCCAAGCUUCGCGCCGCCGAAAAGGCCAAGAUCCAGGCAGAGAAGGAGUCGUACAUUAACCCGGAGGAGGCUGAGAAGGCACGCGAACUCGGCAAUGCCAAAUUCAAAGAGUCGGACUGGCCCGGUGCGGUUGAAGCGUACACGGAGAUGAUCAAGCGUGCCCCCGAUGAUCCAAGAGGAUACUCUAACCGCGCCGCCUGCUUCAUCAAGUUGCUCGAGUUCCCAUCGGCCAUUCAAGAUUGCGACGAGGCCAUCAAGCGUGACCCCGAUUUUAUCCGAGCAUACCUGCGCAAGGCACAGGCAUACUUUACCAUGCGCGAGUACAACAAGUGCGUGAACACAUGCACUGAAGCCAUGGAGCACGACAAAGAGGGCAAGCACACACGGGAGAUUCAACAACAAGAGGCCAAGGCAUUGCAGGCACAGUAUGCUGCCCGUGAGGGUGAGACUGAGCAGGAGACUAUGGAGCGUAUCCAGCGAGAUCCAGAGAUUGUCGGUAUCCUGCAAGACCCGAUCAUGCAAGCCAUCUUGCAACAAGCAAAGGAAGACCCCGCGGCGCUACAGGAGCACUUGAAGAAUCCCGAGAUUCGAUCCAAGAUUCAGAAGCUUGUGCAUGCGGGUGUGAUUCGCAUGGGACGGUAA
Molecule: messenger RNA, 1743 nt
Organism: Bipolaris sorokiniana ND90Pr
Lineage: Eukaryota; Fungi; Ascomycota; Dothideomycetes; Pleosporales; Pleosporaceae
Exons: 5
Coding region: 1-1743 (580 amino acids)
Molecular function (GO): Hsp90 protein binding
Source: RefSeq, a predicted model, not a curated record